Portunus trituberculatus (swimming crab) is the source of this 2694-nucleotide messenger RNA. RefSeq names its product hemicentin-2-like. Bases 999 to 1982 code for a protein of 327 amino acids. The transcript is spliced from 9 exons. Gene Ontology annotation, cellular component: neuron projection membrane. The record is from RefSeq and is a predicted model, not a curated record. Lineage: Eukaryota; Metazoa; Arthropoda; Malacostraca; Decapoda; Portunidae. Gene Ontology annotation, biological process: synapse organization.
GCGUGAGACCUCGGCAUGGUAGGACACGCCGCCCUCAGCUCCUGGCCGAUAUACAGUCUAUCUCAGGUUUAACUUAACAGGAUAUUCCCUUCACUUUACAUCUGGAAGAUAGGCACAACAGUACUUGCGGACUGUAUAUUUCAAACGUUUGUUCAGAACUACCACGAGACCUGUCAAGGCUCACUGAAAUCUGAGGAAAACACAUCCAUUACCACUGCAGCUUUCAGCCGGCAGCCUCUCCACUUAGUCCCGCCACACCAUCAGCUCUCCAGCUUUACAAGAGUCUACCCAGAGCUGCUCCAGAAAGAUGUGAGCGUGUUCCCGACCAGCGCGGCGCGUGACCAUGAGCAGCGGAGCGAGCAUCACGGUGAGCAUAUGCGUCUUCUUUUUCAGGAAAUCCGAGGGGUAAAUUCAAAUGAACGACUUCUCGGCAUCCUCGUGAAAUGUUCUAUGUUUGUGUGAUGGAAGCAUUGUGUCAGUGCGAGCCGUGAAACACGCACGGGGGUUUUCUGAUGUAUUGAUGUUCGUGGAGACUAUCGUGCCAUCGAGAACCGAUAAAAAGACGCCCACGAAAAUACAAGACACCAAUAAAUGCGCAACCCGGAAGAAGCUGAGAAUGAGCAACAAAUGGUGAACGCUUGUGUUUACCUUCUGGCCGACAGCGAGCAACAACAGUGAAGUUACAGUGUAUAUUCACAAUAACACACAUAUGAAACGAUCACUGGAAAGCACAACUGCAGCAGGAAAUAAAAGUAACGUGAGGAAACAAAGCGGAGUGCAUUGAAGUGAAGACAACGCAGCCAAUCUGUACGCAAACCACAGCAUUCUCAUUCACUCACACACACACACACACACACACACACACACACACACACACACACACACACACGGUGGCACUAGUAAAAGCAACAAACAAGUGACUGACAAGCUCCACACGCUACGGGCAAGAGAAUGUAGGAACGCAGGGACCUCCACAGACCCAUUGGUUGCCGUCAAGUAUGGUGCAAGAUGAGAUGACCACCUGGACGCGUGCGGGACAGUGGGCAGCGUCCCCAUCACCACCACCCCCACCACGACGAGGACCUUCUCAGUCCCGUCCCACCCCGCCGUCUUCUCCUUGUCACGUCAAAAAUGUCCUGGCGAUGGUCAUUGUGGUCUUCUUCGCCUUCGUCAGUGCAGGUCGAGGACACAUCCGGGAGGGUCGCCCGGGGUCGCCUCUGCUGGUGCGCGGGUCACAACCUACGCUGCCCCCGCCCUCCCCACCCCAGCUUGACCCCGCCCACUCCGCUGAUGUCACGGCCCUCGCUGACCGCCCCGCCAUCCUCAACUGUCGCGUGCACAACAUCAGCAACAAGACGGUUUCGUGGAUCCGGCACCGGGACAUCCACCUGCUGACGGUGGGCCGCUACACUUACACGUCAGACCAGCGGUUCAGGGCACUGCACGAGGAUGACUCCGACGACUGGAUCCUCAAGAUAAACUACGUGCAGCCGCGGGACUCGGGAGUGUACGAGUGUCAAGUGUCAACGACUCCUCCCCUCUCGCACUUCAUUCGCCUCACCGUCGUUAAGCCGCACACGCACAUCCUGGGAGGUCCCGACAUGCACAUUAACACGGGCUCCACCAUCAACCUGACCUGCCUGGUAGAGUACAGCCCAGAGCCGCCAGACUUCGUCUACUGGAACCACAACAACAAGAUAAUCAGCUACGACUCAAGCCGCGGAGGAGUGACCGUCAUUUUGGAGAAGGGGGAUCUCACUACCAGCACCUUGCUCAUACAAAAGGCGCGCCCCUCAGACUCCGGCCGCUACGACUGCAACCCCUCCAAUGCAGACUCCGCUAACAUCACAGUGCACGUGUUGUAUGGCGAGCACCAGGCGGCAAUGCAACACGGAGGGCAGAGCGCCUACACUAACUCCUCCCUCGGCAUCAUCCUGUUCCUCCUGGGGCUCCUGACCGCCCUUCACGCAACGCUCAAGUAAAGCAGAAGCGCUCUCGCCAGCCAAGAUGUCGUCCUGAGUUAUCUUGCUCCGUCUUCCCCAGAAGGCGCUCUCGUGCCGGACAUUUGGUAGGAUGAGGGCAAAUGAGACCACAUCGUCUCGCCCCACCAAGGGAGCUGCUCAGAGCUGAUUUGGUCUGGAGCAGAUCGACAUGACCUGAAUAAGCGUGACAUCGGCCUCUGGGAAUUGAUCUUUUAGGACUUCAUGUCUCUUGAAGUGUUAGUGUCGUGGAAGAUAAGGACUUAAUACAAGUUGAAUGAAGUGCCUUAGGAGGAGCAUUUAUUGGGGAUGCUCGUGUGAGUGCUACAUUUGCAGGAACACGAAUAAUAGCCCGUGUUUGUGUGAUCAAGGCCUUCCGUCGACGUUGUGACUGUUCCGAAAGUGACUUUUAUGGAUGAUGAGGUCUUCAGGUAAGUAGAAUGCAGUGAUAAAAGUGUCAUAAUAGAAACAAAUUAUGAAAAUGCUGGGACGAACACCAAUGACAAAAAUACGAGGUUGCUGUGAAUCUUGUGAAUCAAUACAGGAAAUAUUCAGUCUCCUUAUACUGUAGACGAGAAUCUCACUCGUAAAUAAGCAGAAUGGUUGCAUUCGCAGAGCAUCAGGCAAGACAUUAAGUGCAAACCAUCAACAUAAACUUGACGGGUGCUGGACUGUCUAUAUAUUGAAGUACAAAUAUAUAUUUUGUUUCCUAUGA